Molecule: messenger RNA, 4013 nt
Organism: Lepisosteus oculatus (spotted gar)
Lineage: Eukaryota; Metazoa; Chordata; Actinopteri; Semionotiformes; Lepisosteidae
Gene: cyp26b1
Product: cytochrome P450, family 26, subfamily b, polypeptide 1
Biological process (GO): sterol metabolic process
Molecular function (GO): heme binding; monooxygenase activity; oxidoreductase activity, acting on paired donors, with incorporation or reduction of molecular oxygen
Source: RefSeq, a predicted model, not a curated record
UUGUCUCAGGCUCUGACACAAACCUAGUGACGUUUGAUCACAAUAGCUGACGGAGUGAGCGCCCGCGGUGAGAGACAGCGCAGGACUCCACCGCCGUCACGAUGCUUUUUGACAGUUUUGACCUGGUGUCCGCUCUGGCGACUCUGGCGGCGUGCUUGGUGUCAGUGGCUUUGCUGCUGGCAGUCUCCCAGCAGCUGUGGCAGCUGCGCUGGACCGCCACGCGGGACAAGAGCUGCAAGCUGCCCAUGCCGAAGGGCUCCAUGGGAUUCCCCAUCGUCGGAGAGACCUGCCACUGGCUGUUCCAGGGAUCCGGGUUCCACGCGUCACGGAGGCAGAAAUACGGCAACGUCUUCAAGACGCACCUGCUGGGGCGGCCUCUGAUCCGUGUGACGGGUGCGGAGAACGUGAGGAAGGUGCUGAUGGGGGAGCACAGCCUGGUCAGCGUGGAGUGGCCCCAGAGCACCAGCACCCUCCUGGGGCCCAACAGCUUGGCCAACUCCAUCGGGGAGAUCCACCGCAAGAGGAGGAAGGUGUUUGCCAAGGUGUUCAGCCACGAGGCCCUGGAGAGCUACUUGCCCAAGAUCCAGCAGGUGAUCCAGGAGACGCUGCGGGUCUGGAGCAGCAAUCCCGAGCCCAUCAGCGUGUACCGGGAGGCCCAGCGCCUCUCCUUCCACAUGGCCGUACGAGUCCUGCUCGGCUUCAGAGUCUCCGACGAUGAGCUGAGGCACCUUUUCCACACCUUCCAGGACUUUGUGGACAACGUGUUCUCCCUGCCCAUCGACCUGCCCUUCACUGGGUACAGGAAGGGCAUCCGAGCGAGGGACACCCUCCAGAAGGGCAUAGAGAAGGCCAUCCUGGAGAAACAGCACUGCAGUCAGGGGAAGGACUAUGCUGAUGCCCUGGACAUCCUGAUCGAGAGUGGCAAGGAGAACGGCUCGGAACUCAGCAUGCAGGAGCUGAAGGAGUCCACCAUCGAGCUGAUCUUCGCGGCCUUCGCCACCACGGCCAGCGCCAGCACGUCGCUGGUCAUGCAGCUGCUGAAGCACCCCGCCGUGCUGGCCAAGCUGCGCGAGGAGCUGCGCGCCCACGGCAUCCUCCACAACGGCUGCCUGUGCGAGGGGGCGCUGCGGCUCGACAGCAUCUGCGGCCUCAAGUACCUGGACUGCGUGGUCAAGGAGGUGCUGCGGCUCUACACGCCUGUGUCCGGGGGAUACCGCACGGCCAUGCAGACCUUCGAGCUGGACGGCUUCCAGAUCCCCAAGGGCUGGAGCGUGAUGUACAGCAUCAGGGACACGCACGACACGGCCGCCGUCUUCAAGGACGUGGACGCCUUCGACCCCGAGCGCUUCAGCCAGGAGCGCAGCGAGGACAAGGAGGGCCGCUUCCACUACCUGCCCUUCGGGGGCGGGGUGCGGACCUGCCUGGGCAAGCGGCUGGCCACGCUGUUCUUGAAAACGCUGGCCGUCGAGCUGGCCAGCACCAGCCGCUUCGAGCUGGCCACCAGGACUUUCCCGCGCAUCAUCACCGUGCCCGUGCUGCACCCGUCGGACGGCCUGAAGGUCAAGUUCUUCGGCCUGGACUCCAACCAGAACGAGAUCAUGGCCGAGUCGGAUGAGAUUCUCGGCGCCACCGUCUGAGCCAGAGAGCCGGGCUGGCAGGAGGGACUGCGGGGAGGACGUCGGGUGACUGCGUCCACAGCAGAACAAUGCAAGCAACACGACAAAACACAACAAACAGCAACACAACAGACUGGUGCCAACAGCGCGCGCAACCACCGCGGACCACACCACGGACUUUCUUUCUGAGCGACCGAUUUUAUAUGAAGAGACAAUACGAGAAACAACUGCCAAAAAUGUAUAGAUUUCGUUCUCUCUCUUUAAAUCUUUGCAAGAAGCCUCUGACAGGAUUCGUCCAGCCAGGAAAGGGCAGGGGUCACGUGAGCCCCCUCGGGGAAGUAAGACAGCGGGAGGGGAGAGGUGGAACACGAUGAACAAGAGGGAAGGAGGAAAAGGAGGGAUCUAGGAGCUGCUGGGAGGGGAUCAAGGAAUGUAAGGAAUGGGACUGGGAUGGAAAUUGAGUGCUGGGAGAAAGGGGGAGAAAUUUGUAGGGAUGAAAGAGAUAAUGCCUUAAGCAGUCAUAUUCACAGGAGAAUAUGACCUUGCAUUGCUUGCAUGAGGUACCAGGGAGAGCGUGGAGCUUCAUGUGAAACUGUGCGGAGGUUGCUGUUCCAGUUUUGUGCAUAUCUAACAAAGAGCUAGGGAGUCAAAUCGUAGCUUACUAACGUGUAACGUGUGCUUGGUCACGUUAGUGCCUCAUAGAAAUAACUGAGCAGAUAGGACAUCCUGUGUGCUGACAACCCACUUAGAAUUAUAAAUACAGGAGAAAUGAAAGACUGGCAAGUGUUGGGUUUUGCCCAGAACAGCUAUCUGCUGGUAAAAAAAAUAAUAGUGAGGUUGAAAUGUUAAUUCAUUUAGACUGCUUUGUGUGCAGUUAUUGUCCCUUUGUUUUGGUUUUUUUGUGUUCUAAGCAGAAAAAAAAACUUUUAAGUUUAUACAUAACAUUUGCAAAUCCUUUGUUUUUUUUCAUUAAGGGUUAAAGGAGAAUGUGAAGUUUUGCCAGCUGCACAAAAAUCACAUUCUUAGGAGGUGGAAAACUAUCCCCUGGUUAACUGAAAUUCAAGUGUUUUGAGCAAAGAAAUUGAUUAAAGUUAAAACCAAACUGUCCUCCAAUUGAAAAGAGUUGCUUUUCUGUGUAAGAUAUUCCCUUCUCUUUUAACCUUUUCAAAAUACAUUUAGAAUCAUUAUUUCUUGUUGUACCUGCCCGAUUCAGAACAGACAAUGGUGUGAUUUUGUCAUGUCUCGGCUCGCAGCUACAAACACUGUGUCCGCACACGGGGAAGAAUGUGGAGGCGUGGACUCCCACUCCCACCCACUCCUCACAGGAAACACAGACCCUCAUGGCGGCUCAUGGCCGACGGGAGGAGAGGUGCCUCAAGCCACCUGGAGCCCCCUGGAGCCCCAAGGGCUGGCUGUGUCUCUGUGAUCCCGGAGAGCCCUGUCCAAUAAUCCUGUCCUUCCCUCGGGAACUGGAUUAUGAGGCAUUGCCACUUCAGGAAUCCCAGUUAGCGCACUGACAUGACCCAGGCUCGAACCCGUGAUCACAGAGCUCAGGCUGUUCUUGUGGGGGAAGUGUCUUGAACAAUUGAGCCACUCAAUUGAGCCCUGGCCCUUUUCCAUUUCACAAGCACAUUUUGACAGUCCGUGUUCAGACCCUUGGUCAAAUCUGCUGCACGAUACCACUGACAACGCUGUGCCUCUGCUGCACCUUGUACUAUUUUCACUCACAGGACUUUACAAACUGUCAUAAUGGUUUAGCGAGGUGGUGAGAUUCGGAACUCUCUUUGGAAAGCAAGUGUGGUUCUGAGAGCCAAGAGCAAUGGGUGAGAAGAGCCUUCAGGCCCAUUUUAGCGCAUCAUAGGGUAGCAUAUUUGCAGUUUCUCGUUUUUCUAAUAACCUAAUGUUAUUGUUAUAAUUAUUAUAAUUAUUAUUGUAAUAAUAAAUAUUAUUUUUAAGUGCUAUUUUUGUUAUAUUUCAGAAUAGAGAUUUAGUAUAAAUAAAGUUUUGUUGGUAAAUAUUGUUAUAUUUAGUACAAUAAGAAUUUCCAUUAUAUUGUAAACAGUGUUUAAAUGUUAAUAUUGUUUUUUAUUAUUUUUAUUAUUAUCAUCAUCACUGGUGUUGUUUUUACAUUUGGUUAAUAUGGAACAAAAAGAAAAAAAACACAAAAGUGUGAUGUUUGUGAUGUAUGUUAAUAUUUGGUGCCAUGUGACCACAUUCUGUGUUCAGUGGACAGCUGUGUGCGUUUGUCCUUUUGUAUAUAUUUCUUUUUACGAUUCAGCAUUUCACUUAGUUAAAAUAUGAAUGUUGUUUUUGUGUCUUGGUUUAUUUGUCAUCUGUGAUCUUUAAUGUUUUUUGACAAUUUUAUAGACUCCUAUAAUAAAGUAUAAAAAUUCUCAA